AUGUCCGAGGUCGUAAGAGUUAAAUAUCAAGCCAAAACCAGGCUCGACGCAACUGUUGCCACUAUUGAUCGUGCCAUCGACAUUUUUGCCACCACAGAAGACGUCUCACGAUUUCCACCUGCUGUUACCAGCGUGGCUACUACUUUGCCGCGGUUUGCAAAAUUCCUCGCCGCGGUGCAAGCAGACCUACAAAGCUCUGCCUCAGAUGCGAUGGCAGUUGAAAAAUAUAGAACUAUUCAGGACGUCGCCUUAGAGCUUGCACCGAAUGCUCAGCGAAUUGAGGACCUUUGUUUCAUGUUCUCUAACGCCGAAGACUGGAAAGCAGAAUAUGAGCGCGAGGCUGCGAAUGGCAAGCUACUAGAGCAGGCCUUGAAGUGUUUAUUGAACAGUGCGAAACGAGUCGCUAAGGAUACCUAUGUAGAGGAGGAGCAGUCUAAGCUUUUGCAAAGUCUGUUGAAAGAGGCGAGUGAGAUACCGCCUUCUUUUGCAAAGCCUUCCAGAGGCAGUGUUACGCUGAAUCAGCAUGGCAAUGGGAAUCAGUUCACACAUUUCGGAGAAGGGAAUCAAAACUAUUCUACAGGUGGACAGAUGGUAACGGGGGAUAACCGCCACCCGACUUUCAACUAUACUGGUAGCUGA
Molecule: messenger RNA, 639 nt
Organism: Fusarium sp. VM40
Lineage: Eukaryota; Fungi; Ascomycota; Sordariomycetes; Hypocreales; Nectriaceae
Source: the annotation of a GenBank genome assembly